Molecule: messenger RNA, 675 nt
Organism: Dermacentor andersoni
Lineage: Eukaryota; Metazoa; Arthropoda; Arachnida; Ixodida; Ixodidae
Source: RefSeq, a predicted model, not a curated record
CCGCUGACAACCUCUCUUUGCAGACUGCUGCUUCUGUGCCUGCACCUGCAAGGAAAGUGCAGGGAAAGAAGGGAGGCUGACUUUCUGGAUGCCAUUUCAGUUAAAACGAACCAUCAUGAGGGGCUGCACAGUCGCUGUCGUACUCGUCACUCUCACACGCGUUGCUGUAGACGCCGGUGUGAUUACCAAUAUAGUGGCCGCGACAGCACCGUUGCGGAACAUUGGCAGAACUGCAAAAAUGCCGAAAUUGCCAAAAAUGCCAAAAGUGAUGCGCAACGUUGGUGCAGUGGCCAAAGAGCAGAAGUUCGACCCGCACAUCGAACACAAAAUUGAUAUAAUGUUGGAUCUGGCUCCCAGCCCCGAAGAAGCAGUGCAAGACACUGGAUACAACGGAACUGGCAUCUCCGGUAACCCACUGUCCAAGGCAUUUGCGGCGAUACAAAUAAGGUGCGGUAAUUGCCUGUGCAAACUUCUUGUGAUGAUAGACCAAUAUGGAGAACAAAUGGGCUGCACUCAAGCGGUGAAAAAAUUAUUUUGUUUUUGCCCACCCUCAAGCUGCUAUAUGAACGAAGUUACGAAGUGUCUAGAAAAGUGGGCCACCGGAAAGUGCAAGUAUGAAAGCCUGUUGUUCACUUGCCCCUGAUUUCGCAAUAAAGGCCUCGUUAUCAAACUCCG